AUGUCAGGAACCCCUACGAUUCUCCAUCUUAUUGCAGACUCACAGAAGCAUGUGGUCACUCCUGCUUAUCCGGCUACUCGGACUCCUGCUUCUAUCAUCACCACCAAAGUUGAUCGGAUCUUAAAAUACUUAAAGUCAGCCCCGGGGAAAAGAUUAACGUUCUCAAAAAAUGGAGAUCUUGAAGUUGUUGGAUAUAUAGAUGCUGAUUGGGCUGGUUCUAUUACAGAUAGACGCUCUACUUCAGGUUACUUUACAUUCGUGGGAGAUAAUUAG
Messenger RNA from Prunus armeniaca (apricot), 273 nucleotides. Lineage: Eukaryota; Viridiplantae; Streptophyta; Magnoliopsida; Rosales; Rosaceae. The record is from the annotation of a GenBank genome assembly.